Messenger RNA from Doryrhamphus excisus (bluestripe pipefish), 4523 nucleotides. It is a transcript of the gene zhx3b, whose product is annotated as zinc fingers and homeoboxes 3b. Gene Ontology annotation, molecular function: DNA binding; DNA-binding transcription factor activity, RNA polymerase II-specific. The record is from RefSeq and is a predicted model, not a curated record. NCBI's taxonomy places the organism in Eukaryota, Metazoa, Chordata, Actinopteri, Syngnathiformes, Syngnathidae. Gene Ontology annotation, biological process: regulation of transcription by RNA polymerase II. Gene Ontology annotation, cellular component: nucleus.
CCGGGACGCUUGACCCCGACUCCCCGAUGUUGGGAGACAAAGCCAUGGCGGCCAGGCUUCUGUUGGGCUCCUCGCUCUCACGCCAACUCCACCGUCAGUGACGUAGGUAUCACGUGUCUGUCUCUUCCCUCGCUACGUCCGCCGUGUUUUCCUCCCCUUCGCUGGCUGCUUUCACGCUGGAACCACUCGAAAUAAACAAGUCUGAGCUGAAGGGGUGGUUGUGGUCGCCAGCAGCCGGGCUCCAGUGUCUCGCCACCGGCGGAUGGACCGAACAGCUUCCACCUUGAAGUUACCAUCAAUGAGGCGCAGACCUCCCGUCAAUUACUGGUUCCGCUGAGCUCACAUCAUUGAAAACUUUUUGUGUGCGUGUCGACAACGGUGAGGCUGCCAUGAGAGCUACAAGUGGAUGUCGGGACGCGCUGUGGAUUCCCCCUCCCUCCAUGUCUGGCCUGUAGGCACCAGAAACCGCCCAUUCUCCCAAGCGCACCCUUCUCACAGCCCCCCUCCCACUGUGUGGCCACAUGAUGGCCAGCAAGAGGAAGUCCACUAUUCCUUGUAUGAUCCCCAGCAAGAUUAUACACCAGUCUGAGGCUGUUGGCCACGGCAUUCCUCUUCUUCAGCGGCAAGUUGUCAUUUCUGGAAGGAGUGCACCCAGCCCCUCCAGCCCAGAUUCUCCCAAGUCAGACGCAGCGGAUCCUGUCAUUGAUGACACAGGAACAUAUACCUGCAAGCCUUGCAACUUUGAAACUUAUGACCUUAAUUUGUUCUUGGACCAUGUGUACGCCGGGCACCCAGAAUUCCGUUCUGACCCAGGUUUCCUCUGUGUGAGCUGUGGGUUUUCUGCGCUUAAAUUUGAGGGACUGGCUUUGCAUAAUGCCAGGAUUCACCCCAGCAUGUUGAACAGCCCUCUGCAGCUGAGAAAGAUGGACCGGAGGGUGGUGGUGGAGCAGACGAUUGUAGCUGGGAUGGACGAUGGAAAGGACGAGAUUUCCAUCACUAAAACUCCUAUCAUGAGGAUGCUGAAGGGGAAAUCUGAGCCUAAACGGAUUGUGGUGUCUCAGCCAAUUUCUGAUGGUCCUUCCCCUGACCUACACCCCAUCUCCAGCCCAAAGGAGCCCGAGAGAAAAGAGACCACGGUUGCAGUGACCCCGGUGGCCCAUGUACCCACAAUUGUCCACAACGGCACAACAAAGGUCACGCUGCCCUCAGCAAUUCAGAUCGUCAACGGCUCCGGGGCUUUACCUGUUCUCAAAACCCCCAUUACACAGGUCCUUUCUGUUCCGAACAAGAGCCUGUAUCAGUCUUCUCCCAUCACAGCCUCCUCCGAUGCCUCAGCUUCCAAGAAUCUCCCCAAGGUGAUGAUUCCUUUGAGCAGCAUCCCCACCUACAAUGCCUCCAUGGACUCCUCAUCCUUUUUGAAGACAUCCUUUGGCAAGUUCCCAUACCCCACCAAGGCAGAGCUCUGCUACCUGACUGUGGUUACAAAGUUCCCAGAGGAACAGAUCAAGAUCUGGUUCACGGCACAGAGACUCAAACAAGGGAUUAGCUGGUCUCCCGAGGAGAUCGAGGAGGCCAGGAGGAAAAUGUUCAACACCAUCAUCCAUACUGCACCCACCAGCACACACAGUCAGCCACAGAGUCGCCAGCAGAGUCCUGCUCAACCCACAAUCACGCUCCUGGGGGCCACUGGCAUCCCUCAAAUCUUGCAGGGCUCUCUUGUUAGCCCGGGCGGCGUGAUCGUCACGCAGCCUGUGGUGGCCAAUGGCAUUCAGGUCAGCAGUGCCCCCGUGGCACUAGCCGUCACCCCCAAGCCCCAGGCAGCAGCCAGGCCCAUGAUGCAGGCCCGACCUGCUGCCGCCCUAGUGGCCGACAAGGGCACCAGCAUGCUUUUGGAGGCGGUGGCCAGCAGCAGUACAGGGAGCAACGUCAUCGGCAGCAGUAGGAGUGAAGGGGGGGCUGCUAGCGGCCAGGCCAGCAUCAUCAACUUGGCUCUGGGUAGCAAUAAUCACGGCAAUGCAAAGGUGAGUCAUGUCGCCGUGAAACACAACAGUCCUCGUGGCAGGAGCAAUGGUACCACCAGCAGCCAGGCUGGGACGCCUCAAGGCGCCACCGAUGGAAACCCCCAAGUCAGCAAAACCACCAACAGCGGCACCAUGCAGAGUGAGCAUAAAGGGGCCACAGACGGCAGGCCUUCAAGUGGCAGCCACCCAGUGGACAGCAACGGACAAAAGCCCACAGACGUGAAUGGUAGUGGUACCGAAAAUGGCACCUCCAGCACAAGAGCAGAUGAUCUGGACCCAAGCACAAGCGACCCCUUCAGAAUGGACGAGGCCUCCUCCCCUUCCUCCAAAUCUUCGUCCCCGUCUCCCGCGGCAGGCGGCGCCAGUGGCUGCCUGAGUUCCCGCAGCAUCAGUGCAUUCCUGGAUCCCGCUCUGUCCAAGGGCAAGAAGUCUCAGGAGCAGCUCAACACCCUCAAGGACAGCUUUCUGAGCAACCAGUACCCAGACCAGGAGGAGGUGGACCGCCUCAUCUCUCUGACCGGGCUCACCGUGCGAGAAGUGCGUAAGUGGUUCAGCGAUCGGCGCUACCACUUUCGCAACCUUAAAGGCCCACGCUCCGGCACGGGCGCGGCCAACAGGUCUUCGGCGGGGAUUGGUCUGUCAGGGGGCGCUGAUGCCGGCGACUCCAGCCCUAUGGAUCUUUCUGAAAACAGCAGCAGUGGUGCAAAAACUCCCCAGCACAGUUCUGCUCCUCUGAGCCCGACCUCCUCCACUCAUACGCCCACCUCCCCCACCACUCCCUCACGCAGACUGCCCAGAUCUCCUUCUCCUGAUUUCACAGCGGUCCGCUACAGGGAGAGAGAACCCCACCAGAUAAAAGCACUGGAGGCCAGCUUCGCCCGAGAGCCGGAGCCAUUGGCGGAAGAAGUGGACAGACUGCGAUGUGAGACCAAGAUGACCAGGAGGGAGAUCCAUAACUGGUUCACAGAGAGGAGGAAGAAAGCUGCAGCGGAUGAGAAAAGGAAGGAGGAGGCGGGGCGGGCGCUCGGAGGAGGGGAAGAAGGGGAGCCGACGGAGACCCAUGGAGAGGAGAGACUAAACGAUGAACUCAAAGUCAACCCCAUCAAGAUCAACCUGAAGAUGCUGAAGGUGACCGAGGCUAACGGUAAAUCGGAGGGUGAGGCGCCCGACUGCCCCGUCCUCACUGUUCAGUCCGGCACCCCCGUGAACCACGUGCCGGCACUCGCCCCCAAACCCCCAGUCCUGCGAGGAAAGAAGACGGCCGAGCAGCUGCACCUCCUCAAGCAAGUCUACGCCCGGACCCAGUGGCCCAGCGCCACUCAGUACGAUGAACUCCUCUCGGGCACGGGGCUGCCCCGACCCGAUGUGGUGCGCUGGUUUGGGGACUGUCGCUACAUGCAGAAGAACAGUCAGGUCAAGUGGCUGGAGGCUUACCAGAACAUGGCCCUGGAGGAGGACUUGCAGAAGGACAAGGCUCACGUCCUCCAGGCCCACCUGGAUGUCGGCGGCAGCCAGGAAGAGGCACAGUUGCAGGAACUGGCCAAGGCUACCGGCCUGACAACAGACCUGGUGCGGCAUUGGUUCGCCACCAAAGCAUCUGUGGCUCCAAGGGAGCAGUCGGCACCCCAGCCGCCAUUAUCUGAAGGCUCCUCCCCUUUGGAGCCACACCCAAGAGGGGGGAGGAACGAGAAAAUAGAGCAGUCGCUGUGCGGCGCUGCAAGCCAAGUGGACAGCGGAAAAACUGACAAGACCGUACCUCGAGCGACAGGAGCAGAUUGAGGCGUUUCUCUGCCGUGGUGGUCUUUGGAGCUCCGGACAGCCUGGAAACCGAACCCCCCACCUUCUGUUUGGCCUUUUCCUGUCCUUCCUGCUCGUUCCAAGAUGCUGCCGCCAUGCUCUGUACAGACUGUUGACGUAGAAAUGGAGUUUAUGGACGUACAAACUGAGGCUAGAGUACGAGUAGAUUCAGCAGAUGUUGAGCAGGGCCGGGGCGAGGUUGUCUUCUUCGGUUGUCAACGAGUGUGUUCGUGUUCACACUGUCGAUUGUUUUGCUGCCGGGUGUUUCCUGAAGCCUUAAACGUAAAAACACCACGUCGUUGCACUCACUCAAGAGGCCAACUUGCACGUGAAGCACAUCGGAAGAAAAACUAAGCACUGAUGGAUCUUGGAGCAAAGCUGGGUUCUUUUUCAGUUGCGUGGGCUACAUAGUUCUACAUAGUCAUCGUCAUGUCCAAGCAUGUCCGUACCGUAGCGGUUUUGGAGCAGGAUUCCCUUAGCAGAGACUACAAUGUCAUCUCUGGCUUUUCUAUUCAUCCAAAGAACAGAAAACUAAUAGAAGAUGGAGUAUUUCUUUGUGCUCCUUGAUGUUGUCCGUUUGUUUUUAAUGGAACUUUCUUACGUACAUUUGACUGUAGAAGAACUGAACCUUUCCAGAGUUCCCUACUUAGGUUCAAUGUAUGAUUUUUACAGGUGGUAUUUGCAGAAUAAACUGAAUGUAAUGAA